Messenger RNA from Exophiala viscosa, 1116 nucleotides. RefSeq names its product putative short chain dehydrogenase/reductase. Gene Ontology annotation, biological process: secondary metabolic process. The transcript has 2 exons. The record is from RefSeq and is a predicted model, not a curated record. The coding region runs from base 209 to 961 and encodes 250 amino acids. Gene Ontology annotation, cellular component: cytoplasm. NCBI's taxonomy places the organism in Eukaryota, Fungi, Ascomycota, Eurotiomycetes, Chaetothyriales, Herpotrichiellaceae. Gene Ontology annotation, molecular function: oxidoreductase activity.
GUGGACGAUCAAGUGAAUGUACGCCAAGGAAGCAUUUGUAUCAUACAUCUCAUUGGCAGGGCUUAACACAAAAGGCGGCGCACCUUGGAGAGCACAAGAUGUUAAAAAGGGAAUAGCCCGAAGCUCUAGAGCCAUCAACCUUGUCAUUGUAUCAACACGACCACAAGCGGCCGAAUUAUUUUGACAUCUUCAACACAGGUGCUUCAGGAUGUCAUCUCAAACCAUCAUACUCAUCACUGGUGCCAACUCUGGUGUUGGCUUCGCAGCUGCCAAGGUGAUUGCUUCGGCCUCUCCCAGCUACCACGUACUCGUGGGUAGUCGAAACCCGGAGAACGGAAAGAAAGCAGUCUCUGAGCUCCAAGCACAGGGCUCGAUCAAGGGCACUUUGACAGACAUCCAGAUCGACGUCAACGACCAGGCUUCCAUUGAUGCUGCAUCCAAAGUCAUCGAGGACAGGUUUGGCCACCUAGACGUUCUGCUCAAUAACGCCGGUGUUGGGCCCCCAGAUGGCGAAUUGAGAACACAACUCGAGCGCACAUUCCAGACGAAUGUUAUUGGACCUAUGGUCGUGACUCAUACAUUGACGCCUCUGCUGUUGAAGUCAAGAAAUCCGUAUUCCAUCUACGUCACUAGUGGUCUGGGUUCGUUGAGCAUGGCAGCGGACCCCAAUGACCCAUACUAUCAAGCUCGUUAUGACAUAUAUCGCGCCAGUAAAGCGGCGCUCAACAUGCUCAUGAUCCAGGAGACUAAGGAGUUGGGACCCAAGGGCGUCAAGACUUUCGCCGUAUGUCCCGGUUUGGUGCGCUCGAAUCUGCGUGGGAAAACGGAGCAGGACAUCAGUGCUGGUGGAUAUGCGGGGGAUCCUGAGGUAUCGGGGCAGACUUUGCUGAGUGUCAUUGAGGGCAAGAGAGAUGCUGAUGUUGGAAGGGCGGUGCAUAAGGACGGAGUGCACCCUUGGUGAGCGAGCAAAUACUUUACCAGCAUAGUAUGUCUCCGUGGACAAGCCUCAGUGCUCUGCCGAAUUGCCAAUGGUCAUCCACGCCCUCUGGCAUGUAGUCUUUUCUGCAAUGUCAUUCUCAGGUGCUCGCUCCGUUCAUCUAGAGAUGUCAUACCUAC